AUGGUCUGCGCUAAUAUGUCUUGUAAAGAAAAACUAGAGCUGCUGGUAAUAGGCAAAUCUAGGAAACCACGAUGUUUCAAGGGAGUCAAGUCUAUACCAGUGCUUUACGAGAGCAAUAAAAAAGCUUGGAUGACCUGUUCAGUAUAUGAAGACUGGCUUCAUAAAAUUGAUCACAAGUUUCAAAGAGAAAAUCGGAAAGUUCUCCCACUUGUGGAUAAUUGUCCCGCUCAUCCAAAAGUCUUGAUUCAAACUUUAAAAGCCAUAAAGGUGGUUCACAUACCACCAAAUUUAACUGCCAAAAUGCAACCAAUGGAUCAAGGAAUCAUUCAGAACCUUAAAGUGAAUUACCGGCAGAGAAUUAUAAAAAGAUUGCUCAAGGCUUCGGAUAAAAAAAUGUGGUUGACUGAUUUGAAUUUAUUGGAUGCUAUUUUCGACUUGAACGAAGCUUGGGCUGAUGUCACUAGUGAUAUAAUUGCGAAUUGCUUUCAGAAGGCCAGCUUCGUGAAAACUGACGUGGAAAAUCUUGCAACACAAGAACAAGACGAAAUGUUCUACAAUGAUCUACAAAGAAUGUUGGGCUUCACAGAAGUAACUAUCGAAUAUUUCAUUAAUGUAGACACUAAUGUCAUUAUUGCUAAUGAACCUACAGAUAGUGAGAUAUUGAAUAGUAUAAAGGCACAAGGGCCUUAA
Molecule: messenger RNA, 690 nt
Organism: Belonocnema kinseyi
Lineage: Eukaryota; Metazoa; Arthropoda; Insecta; Hymenoptera; Cynipidae
Product: tigger transposable element-derived protein 4-like
Exons: 1
Coding region: 1-690 (229 amino acids)
Cellular component (GO): nucleus
Molecular function (GO): DNA binding
Source: RefSeq, a predicted model, not a curated record